Messenger RNA from Amoebophrya sp. A25, 1323 nucleotides. Lineage: Eukaryota; Dinophyceae; Syndiniales; Amoebophryaceae. The record is from the annotation of a GenBank genome assembly.
UAGUAAACAAGCAACAGCAAGAACGAACCUCCGAAUAAUUUGAGUUCAACAUCUUCAAUACAUGAACAUGCCUUCAACUAACGUUGCUGGGGGACGUCCCCCCCAUGAUGAGGCUUCUGCGACUGAUGUAGCGUCUCCGAGUAAGUCGCCGUCGCCUGCGUGGAAUAGCAUUCUCAUCGCUGAACUAGAAUAUCGAGCAAGGCAACUACGGAGUACAAAAGGUACCAACGACGAUGACGAAAACGACGGACUGACUGGAAGGUCCCUUCUGGAGGGUGCUGCUCUACUCCGACAACCUGAUAGCAAGGAUGUGAAGGUAAGUCGGAGUGGCGCAGUUUUAGGCUUACCGUUUGAGAAAGGUAGCAGCGUUUGGUCGCUGACGCGGGACAUAGUCCGUGGUGAGGUGGAACUAACAUGUCCAGGACUAUCGGUUUUGGCAUCUUCUACACUAGCGCCAGGCGCUAAUCCUGCACACGUUCAAUUGGAAAUUGGUGGAGCAGGUGCUUCUCCCAAGAAAGUAAAAGACAAUCCGUUGGCAUCAUCCACCCAGAAGAAGACUACAACAGCCACUUCUAGAAAGAAGUACCUUGACCACAUACCUCGAGAAGAAACUUGCGUCCGUAAGUGCUUUUGUUGGAGAGUCUGCGUUGAAGAUCCACAGCUCCGAAAAGCCACGAUCGCGAAUACACCGAAGUUUGUGCCUAACGUCAAGAGGUGUCGCUGCGUCGAUGUCUACGAUGGUGAUACGAUCACUGUAGUUGCGAAGACGUCGAUGUGCAAUAGUCCGCAGCUGUUUAAAGUACGGUUGGCGAGGAUAGAUACUCCGGAAAUGUACUUCUAGCACUUUGUGACUUCCACAAGAAGAACUGUUGUAGCUCAUCAACCGCAUCGGAAAAAUCAUCAAGACAAAUGUUCCUAUUACGAGUAACUUUCAAAUUUUCUCCACAGGAGAGGCUCCGGCGUUACUCCUGCUGAGAAGAAGCUAGCGAUAGCCGCGAGAGACGCGUUAUCAGAGAAAAUUUUGGACCGGAUCAUUCGACUAGAGAAUGUACAACUCGAAAAGUAUGGACGACUGCUUGCUGAGGUGGUGUGUCUUCGAACUGGAGAAAACUUGAACGACUGGCUUUUGGAGACCGGACACGCUAAACUCUACGACGGAGGGACGAAAGAUAGGGAGUGGUGACGGACAUGAUUUCCUGAGCGCAUUGUGAUUUUGACGUUGUUAUCACUAAAAUGAAAUAAGAAAUGAUCACUGCUUGUGCUGAACGCGAUUGCAGCAUUGAUGCUCAUAUUUGAGGCUACUCGUCGCCACCUCGCCACGGG